Molecule: messenger RNA, 1893 nt
Organism: Plasmodium cynomolgi strain B
Lineage: Eukaryota; Apicomplexa; Aconoidasida; Haemosporida; Plasmodiidae
Exons: 3
Coding region: 1-1893 (630 amino acids)
Source: RefSeq, a predicted model, not a curated record
AUGAAAGCCGUAGCGGUGGUCACUGUCAUCGCUUUGCUGUUCAGACAGAGCGCUAAAGUAUCCGCCUUGAGAAUUGUAAAGGGGGGAUUAUCUUGGUUAACCAGGAACCCCGAUGAAAAAAGAAUCCUAACAAACAGGAUAGAAAAUUACAAGAACGAGGUGGAGGCCCAGCAAAAUGACAAUCUCACGAAUGAAGUAGAUUAUCAGCUGAACGAACUGAUUGACGUGAUGCGUCUCGUGGGAGAAACACAAGAACAGCAAAAACGGGAACUGUAUAAUUUGUUCACCUCAUUGGAAGUAACGAAAGAUGCACUCUUAAAAAUGCUAAGUGAAUACGAAAAUAGAAUCGACCAGUUAGAGUACAUCAUUAUGGAUACAAAAAAAUAUGACCCAUACAUGGAAAGGUUUAAUUAUCCUAUAUCGAAGUACUGGCUCCAAAUAGACUUGCUUAACUUUAAAUCAUUGUGGAAAUAUCAGAAAAGGAAGCACUUCACGUCAAUCGUUCAGCCCAUUGAAAUGACAAGUGUUAGGUACCCAUCAUCAAUUCUGCUGCUAAGACAUCACAUAAUUGCUGAGGGGUUCAUUAAUGUCGAGAUGCUCCAAAAGGCUCCUUCUUCUUCUCUAGAACCCAAAAUAAAUCAGUCAGCUUCUGGUAUCGUUUUCGAUUUUGUAGAUGCUCACAAUUUUAGGUUCGUUCAGUUAUCCUUUUUGAAUGACCAGGCUGUUCUCUCCGUGGAAGAAGUGAACAGUUCCCUGCACAACAAAAUACUUUCUAAGGGAGUCGAGGCACACAGCAAAGACUUCAACACCCUGACAUGCGAAUUUGUGUCUAGAAAAAUGAACGUCUUCUUAAAUUACAAAAAGGUAAUCGAGGUGGAUUUCGCCGAUAGAGGGAUAAGCGGUAUGAGUGGAGGAAACACUACCAUACAUGAUAAUCGACACUCUGGAAAUGGUGCGAACCGAUUGGUGGGCCUCUUCACCAAAAGCGGGACUUCAGAAUUUAGGAAUUUCCUCACGGGAACUCUCCAGUUUGAACAUCUCCUAAAUCAUGCCCUGAUAAUUCCAGACAAGAAAGAUAUCUCCACAGGAUCUGUGACAAAUUCUUAUCGUUUCUCCAAUAGGGAGAGUAAAGAUGACCUUAGCGUUUACACCAUACCUUAUACCAGCAAAGAUUACGAUGACUAUAAGGAGGAAGAACUAACCGAGGAUGUUUAUCCUACCCCUGAAUCGAAUUCGUAUUAUGAUGGUGUGAACAUAACGGGACAUACCAAAGGAAUUAUCAGCCCUGCUGGUUCCUCCAACGAACUGACGCUGAACACCUGUGAAGAGUACAGAAGCAAAAAAUUUAACCUAACCGAAUGGAUAAGUGAUGAUAGUACAGGAGAGGCCUCAAACAGCUGGAAAGUGAUAUCCCAGUUUGGAAUUAAAAGAAUAAUAUUUCGCAACAACUACAAAUAUGCAGUGGUCAACUCGACAUUGAUUUAUAAAAAAAACGUAUGCAACUCGAUCAGAAUAUCUUCAUACAUUAAAAUCGAGAAUGACUCAGAAGCGGGACUUCUGUUCAGACAUGACAACAGGGAUAACAUGUACACAUUGACAAUUUCAAGCACGAACAGGGAAGUCAUUUUGAAGAGAAAAAAAAAUAAUAUCGAAUCGGUCAUAAAAAGUGCUUACGUAAAAAGCAUCAAUUCGUUUCAAAGGCAUCAUUUGCUGGUCCGGGACACGGGAGAACAGGGCAACCUCAGCGUAUCCCUCGAUGGUGUCAAAUUGUUUUCUCUGCACGGAGAGAAUUAUUUCAACUCAGGAAGAGUUGGCUUUUUUGUUGAGCACGGCCAUGCUGCGUUCGACACGUUCAUAGUUGAGCAGCUCACAGAAGGACACGGAGAAAAAUGA